This is a messenger RNA of Fundulus heteroclitus (mummichog), 5046 nucleotides long. It is a transcript of the gene snapc4, whose product is annotated as small nuclear RNA activating complex, polypeptide 4. The record is from RefSeq and is a predicted model, not a curated record. The coding region runs from base 289 to 4737 and encodes 1482 amino acids. The transcript is spliced from 21 exons. NCBI's taxonomy places the organism in Eukaryota, Metazoa, Chordata, Actinopteri, Cyprinodontiformes, Fundulidae.
AAGCUCUGCCGCGGAGCCGCCAUGACUGUUUGUUCUCUGAGAAGCAGCAGUAACCGGAAGUGGUCCUCAGAAACGGUCUCCUCUUGUUCCCGCGAAGUCCGAAAUAAACGCUGCGCUCCGGCGGAUCGCUGAGUACAACCCACUGUUGCUAGUUCCGAGGAACCAGAACUUACUGGAUCCCAACCAGGAAACGUUGAGACCGCGUUUCUGCUGCCGCACAGCCUGACGGGUAAAAUGCAAACGGCCGAGCGGCGGUGAUUGGUGGAGACUGAGACUUUCGGUCCAGACAUGUCGGACCCGCUGUCGGCCCAGAGGGACCAGAUCCAGAGAGAGGUGGAGGAGCUGGAGCGCAGUCUGGCGGUGACUCAGGAUGAGCUGGACCUGCUGAGCAGUGAGACAGAUGAUGGAUCCGGAAAUGAGGACGAGACGGACCAGGUGGGACAGGUGGGACAGAGUCCAAGGCGCCUGCUGGCUCAGAGAGAAAAGAUCCAGACCGAGAUCCAGAACCUGGAGAACAUGCUGGGUUCCCAGAGUCCGAUCAGCGUGUCCAGUGAUGACAGCAGCAGCUCCAGUGACGAGAGUGACCUGGACCUGCCUCCGUCUGUGGACUCGUGUCUUCAGCUCAACCUCGUCUACCAGCAGGUCAUUCAGGAGACGCUGGACCACCUGGAGACCCUCCUGGCUCACAACCAGAAGCAGCAGAAGGAGCUCAUGGCGCAGAUUUCUGGACCAGUCAAAGAGUCGUCCAGGGAAGGUUCCACCUCCUGCAACCAGCAUCCAUCCAGGGCGUUCCUGGGCAGCUUCCUGAAGCCGUACUUCAGGGACAGACUGACAGGACUGGGUCCACCAGCCAAUCAGGAGGCCAAGCUGAAGGCUCAGAGGAUGGCGGGCUGCCCCGAUGACGGAAAGCUCCGCAUGAAAAGAUGGGAGGGCUGGCAGAAGAGCCUGCUGAUCCACUCUGUGACCCGAGACCACCUGAAGAAACUGAUCCAGCCCAAAAUGUCCAGGUUGGACUUCCUGACCAAGAAGCUGUCCUCAGCUCAGGAAGCAGAGAGGCAGCAGCUCACGGAGCAGAUAGACUGCUUGGAGAAGGAGAUCCAGCUGCUGAGGAAGAUGAAAGAGGAGGAGCUUACUGGUGAUAGAUAUGAAGAACACGACUGGCAGAAGAUCUCAAACAUUGAUUUUGAAGGGAGGAGGGACGCAGAGGACAUACGUCUUUUCUGGCAGAACUUCCUCCAUCCGUCCAUCAACAAGAGUCCCUGGAGUAAUGAGGAGGUGCAGCUGCUGAACGAGAUCGUCAAAAAACACGAAGAGAGGCACUGGGAGAAGAUCGCUGAGGAGCUUGGGACGGGGAGGACGGCCUUCAUGUGUCUCCAGAUGUACCAGCGUUUUGUCUCUAAUUCUCUGAAACGCGGCAACUGGACUCCAGAAGAAGACAAUCAGCUCAGAGAGCUAAUCCAGAAGAUGAGGAUUGGAAACUUCAUCCCUUACACGCAAAUCAGUUACUUCAUUAAAGACCGUGAUACGUCACAGCUCAUCUACAGGUGGAACCAGGUUCUGGACCCGAGCCUGAAGAGAGGCCAAUGGACCAAAGAAGAGGACCAGCUCCUGCUGCAGGCUGUGGCUCGUCAUGGGGAGAGGUGUUGGUGGAAGGUCCGGUUGGAGGUUCCUGGACGGACUGAUGGAGCCUGCAGAGACAGGUACGUAGACUGUCUGAGGAAGAACAUCAAGAAAGGAUCGUUUGACAGCCAUGAGGUGGAGCUGCUGAAGAAGCUGGUGGAGAAACAUGGAGUUGGUCGCUGGGCGAAGAUCGCCGCAGAGAUCCCUCAUCGCCUGGACUCUCAGUGUCUGAGAGAGUGGAGGAAACUGACCCGGCUGGCUGAUCAGGACCCGGAAAAGAAAGUGAGCAAAACCCGCAAGAAAGGAGCAGGAGGAAGAGGAGUGAGGAAGAAAGCAGCUGAGGGAAGAGGAGUGAAGAAGAAAGCAGCUGCCAAAGGCAGAAUCAGGAGUCGGCUCCUGAGAAUCAAAGAAGAAGAAGAGGAGCAGAUGACUGACGAAGAAGAAGAGGAGGAGGAGGAGGUGCAGUACAUGGAUACUGACGAGGAGGAGACGGUGAGCAGAAGCACGGAGGUGAAGCAGGAGGAGUACGUCAUCCCCCCGAUGGAGGAGUGGAUUCCCGCUGAGAAGAAGCAGACCUCCAGCGUCCUGAGCUUUCAGCCGGCGGUGCUCCCGUCCUCCGACCAGGAGCAGGGCGGGGCUUUGGUCCGCUCCACCGUCCUGGACAGGUCUGGACCGUCCGUCGUCAUCGGGCCGCGGCCCAGAGUGCUGCCCUGGGAGCAGCGCCACAGCUUCUCCGCCAUGAUGAUGGCGUCCCGCGACGCGCUGCGCCUCCACUUCAGCAUCCUGGGCCAGAAGCUGACGGCCCCCAGAGUGAAGGGCGUCCCGCCGGCCGCCCGGAACCAGGACCUGCUGUACAAGCUGCAGGCCGCCGUCACGCCGUGGAUCGGGAACCUGCUGAUCGCCAAAGGCCAGGCGAGGACCGCCGCAGACGUGCUGAGGGAGCGAGGGGAGCAGAGCGGGGUGACCACCUCCUCCGUCUUCCUGCUGCUCCUCCGGGCCAUGAACGUGGACACGCUGGGCUGCAAAGAGAUGAUCGAGCAGAGGAGGAACAGGCUGGCCCAGCCUCCUCCUCCUCCUCAGACCCCCGGUCCAAAGCGGAGACGCCAACGCACCGCAGAACCCGUGCAGAACCCUACGGUGCAAAAAGAGGAGGACCCGGCCAGACAGCUGCUGCAGCAGCUGCAGGAGGCGGUGGAGGCGAGGCUGGUUAAUCCUAACUACAAGCAGAGGAGGCUGAUCCUGCCGGGGCCUCCUCAAAGCCCUCAGCUCCUCCUUCAGAGACCUCCACAAAGUCCUCAGCUCCUCCUUCAGAGACCUCCUCAAAGUUCUCAGCUCCUCCUUCAGAGACUUCCUCAAAGUCCUCAGCUCCUCCUUCAGAGACCUCCUCAAAGUUCUCAGCUCCUCCUUCAGAGACCUCCUCAAAGCCCUCAGCUCCUCCUUCAGAGACCUCCUAACAGAUUUCCUCUGGUCGGUCCUCAAAGUCUCCUCCUUCCUGCUGACUCCACCUACGUUGCUCCUGCUGGACCUUCUCCCCCUGCUCCUCUGAACCCAGCUUCUCCGUCCAGCGCUGCUCCUAACUCCACCCGGAGCAAAGCUGCAGGGAGGGAGGAGGAGGCCAGCGGCGGGCGGAGCCAGGGAGGUUCUGAUGGACUCCUCCCAGAUCACACGUACGCCUGUAGGCUCCAGGAAUCCUGUCAGAGGGACGAAGCUGCACCGAAAGCUGAGCCUGAAUCCGUGACCACAGCCUGUUCUCCAGGUUCUCCGGCAGAGAACAGGCCCUCGGUCCCGGCCGCCUCCACAGAGACCGCCGUCCAUCAGGAGGGGGACGGCAGGAAGAGGAGGCGGGUGGAGGAGGCCGGGGCCAUCCAGGAGGGCAAGAGACUCCGGAAGCCCUCCCUGAAGAUCAGGGAAGCUGCGGAUCACCAGGCUGCAGAGGAGAAGAAGAAGAAGAGAAGCUCCGCCUCCUCUCGUAGGUCCCAGUCAGAGGAGCGCCCCAGAACCCGGGCUCCUCCUGCCGCUCCGGCCGCCGGGUUCUCUUUGGUUCCUGGUCCGUCCAUGUGGGCCAUGAUGCCCACGCCGUCUGUCCAGGCUCCGCCCCCAGCCCCGCCAAACGCUCCUCUCCUACGUUGUACGGCCCCGCCCACUCUGACAGCUGGAAGCUCACCGAUUGGUGGCCUGACUCCAGGUGGUGCGGCGGCCCUUAAAGCGCCCCGCCCCUCACCUGUUCCUCCACCUGUGAUGCCGUCACCUGAUCUCACCCCCACCUCUUCACUCGCGGCGCCCCCUUCCAGCUGCGUGCUGCCAGGUGUGGUUGGGGCGGGUCCAACGCUGACUCCUCCCCCCCAGAAUGUCGGAGUGAAUAUUGACUACUCCCUCGUCUCCCUGGAGCCCCCAGAGGUGGUACGUGAUUGGCUGAGCGGGAGAGGAGGUGUGGCCAUACCUGGAACCACGUCUGCGCUCCCCUACCUGCCGCCCUUUGUCAGCACUCUGAGCACGCUCAGUGCUCUGCUGCGGGCCAAGAAGUCGCUGACGACGUCGUCUCUGCAGCUCCUGAGCAGCGCAGACAAACCUCCGGGCCCCCAAACGCCUCCCGGCUCCUCCUGCUCCGCCUCAGAGGAGCCGGACUCCAUCUCUGAGCCCAGACCGGCCGAGCAGCAGCCAGACCAGCAGGAGGAGCAGGAGGAGCAGAAGGAGCAGGUGAAGGCGGUGCGUCAGCUGGUGGCGGAGCGCUUCUCCUCAAACCCCGCCUACCAGCUGCUGAAGGCACGCUUCCUGUCCUGCUUCACUCUCCCCGCCUUCCUGGCCUCCAUGCCGCCGCCCACCAAUAAGGAGGAGGAGGAAGAGGAGGAGGAGGAGGAUGAGGAGGAGGAGGAGCUGAAGAAGAUCCGGGAGAGGGGAAGAAAGAGGAGAACGCAGAGGUCCGCGCUGGUGUCUGACGACUCCGCAGCUUCGGCCAGUUACUUCUCAGGGAUCUGCAACACCAAGAAGCCCAGUACCAACCCAGACCCGGUUCCUCAGAACCAACAGCCGCGACCAGAAGAGCAUCAGCAGACCGAGUUUGCACGGACUGGUUCUGAUCUCAGCACAGACCAAAGCCAGUCUAGUGACACUGGAUAAGAUCCGAGUCCUGCAUUUCAGAACCAGUUCACGAAAACCGGACCAGGACCAGAUUGUUACAGAACAAGGGAAGUUUGUUCUGCUUGUUUGGGCUGAUCUUCAGCAGCUCGACCCGUUUCAGGUUUUCAUGAUAAAAUAAUCAGAGUUCUGUUUGAUGGGAGGAAGUCCAGCACAUCUGGGCCGGGUCGCUGUAGAACCGCUAGUUUUAAGGAAAAGAUGUUGCACUAAAACAUGUUAGAAGCUGCUGUUAAUGUUCAUUAAAUGUUUAUUUUUGAAAUAUUUUCUAAUAAAAGUCCUUAUUUUAAAUGA